AUGGACAGCCACUCCUUGGAGUAUGAUAUCGAUGAGUGUGCUUCUGAUCCGUGCAACAAUGGUGGCACCUGUACAGACAGAGUUAACGGUUAUACAUGUGACUGUGCGGAGGGAUAUGAAGGGGACAACUGUGAAACAGAUACCGAUGAGUGUGCUUCUGGUCCGUGCAACAAUGGCGGCACCUGUACAGACGGAGUCAACGGUUAUACCUGUGACUGUGCGGCAGGAUAUGAAGGGGACAGCUGUGAAACAGAUACCGAUGAGUGUGCUUCUGAUCCGUGCAACAAUGGUGGCACCUGUACAGACGGAGUCAACGGUUAUACCUGUGACUGUGCGGCAGGAUAUGAAGGGGACAACUGUGAAACAGACAUUGACGAGUGCGCAAGUGAUCCCUGUGAGAAUGGGGGAACUUGUGUCGAUGACAUCAACGGUUAUACCUGUGACUGUGCGGAGGGAUAUGCUGGAGAUGACUGUGAAAUAGUUGUCGUUGACGGACACUGGGCAACAUGGGGAUCCUGGGUAAGUUGUGACGUCACAUGUGGGGGCGGAGUCCAGACUAGAACCAGGACCUGUACCAACCCUGCACCGACUAUCGGAGGGGCGGACUGUGUAGGGAACCCAUCCCAGACCCGGCCAUGUAAUGACUGGCAGUGUCCAGAUUGUAGUCGUGUAUGCGAGGAAGGGACACUGACCGCCGCCUGUGACACCUGUACCUGUGACGGCCAUGUACUCACGGGACACGUGACAGACAACAGACGUGUGCCACUCAGUGAUGCGGACAUCUUCUACGCUGAGAAUCCGCUUGACAGUGUUGCCUCUACCGAUGGGAUGGGAGACUUCAUGUUGUCCGGAGCUUGCGCACAAGGUGUAGAGAUCAUCGUGAGAAGGCCGGGGUACUUCGAAGCUCGUGCGAACUCCACACAACAUAAUGCCACGACGUCGUCUGUGAGAGUCAACAUGACAGCUAUAGUGAAACCGAUAAUAACUGAACAUCCACAAUCGAAAAAGAGAAUCGCUGGUCAGGACGUCACGUUUUGCUGUGCAGCACACGGCAGCCCCAUGAUCUCUUCAUACGAAUGGUUCAAAGACGGACAGGUGCUAGACGAGUCCAUGUAUGACUACAACGACACGCUCACCAUUGAAGGCCUGACUGUAGACGACUCCGGCGUGUAUCGGUGUCGAGCCAACAGCGAUGCCGGGGCCAAAUAUUCACAGGAGGCAACACUUGAGGUCGAAGAAAGCGGCAUGAGCUCCUGUCCAGUACAGCCCGAUGAGAACGUGAUCAGCCUCCCUGAUGACUGCGUGCAGGAGGACACCAACAGUACCGGGUACGACAUCGGCACCUGCGGAGGGGACGACUGUGUCGGAGACUUGGGUGGAGAGGACAAGAUGUGUGUAGACACCAAGAGAUUCUGCUGCGUUCCUACCAGUACAGAGACACGUACGGUACAGUGUUCUGGUUAUAGUUUGAAUGUCACCGUUACAACAGAAUGCGGUUGUGGGAGCUGUGUUAAAACCUUUACCAAACGUAUCCAGGGUCGUGCCUACGGUGUGAACAAUACAAACAACGCCAGCACAGAGGUGCCGCUCACGUUUGGUGCAGUUAUCAAGGACGGACAGGUAGUUGAUUACACCAGUGAUACAGGGGCGUUUGAAUUUACCACACAAACGACUGCUAGUAAGAUUUCUCUAACAUUUCGAGAUUACUUCAAGGAGUUGGUGACUAGUACCAGAGUGCUUUCCUUUACCGAUAGUGACACGUUGAACUUUGAUGUUGUUCUGAAGUUGAGACCUCCUCCGGUAACGUUAAUGAGUUCAGAGACAAGUGUCAUAGACUUGGGGACAGUGGAUGGGGUUGAUCCUCUUGCUGAGGUAGAUAUUCCCGCCAAUUCCUUCUUCACGGCGGAAGGGAAAGCGUAUGAGGGUGAGGUAAAGGCCUCUGUCUCGUUCAUUGACCCCAGAAAUCCAGACGACUUUGAUUUUAUCCAAGGAGAGCUAACAGCUGUUGACGUAGAGGGGGAAGAAAAUACAAUGCAGACCUUCGGUAUGUUCAAUAUGGACUUUGAAACUGAAGACGGCGACGCCCUAGAGCUCGGCGCCAAUCUUACCGUCCACAUAGAUCCCUCUCAGUCAAAUAUUGACAUCACUGACGUGGAUGAAAAUGGUAAUUUGAGAACGAAGAUAUGGAUUUUGGAUACUGAGAGUAGUAUAUGGCAAGAAGCGGGAAAUCUUAGGGUGGGUUCAGCAUCAAGGAGGAGGAAAAGGUCAACAUUCAUCAUCGGGGAGUUUGAAUACACUGCUGAUUAUCCGUGCAAUUUUGACCAAAUUGAACCGUAUGAAAGGCGCUGCUACGUCAAGGUCCAUGCCUACGAUAGUGUUGAAAGCUUUGUUCGCACCAUGGCCACAGGUAGAGCUACAGGUGUUGUCAAUGGUGCAGACGUUGCAGUGAUAACAACGAGCAACAGGGGUGGAUUCAGUUACGAUAACUCCUUGAGUGUAUAUCGAACUGGAAGGACAUACAGGAAAGGUGGGAUAUGCUUAGAAACCCUGUGCGAGCCCAGCGGCAAUGAUUUCAGUGCUAAAGUUCAUGUCGUGAAAGCUAGCAUGCAUUUCAAGGCCGUGGACAAAAGUCAUUAUUCAGGAUUUAGCACAGAUCUCUAUAAUAGUAUUGAUGUGCAAGAUGAUGAUAAAACUUUGAGCUUUGAUGUGUUUAGACCAGAACAUAGUAAUGGCCCCGUAUACAGAUAUGACGACUAUGUUCGCGUCCGAAGCCGAUGGGGGUAUUGGUAUAGUACUCAGAGAUGUCCUCGUUCGUCGGUAGCUAACAAUCACUUUGCCUUUGUAAACACCGCGUAUCAACCAUACGUCUUCCCACCGUACACUUUCGAUCAGAACCAGUACAGUCAACCGAUCACUGUCACGUCUUGGUACCCCAAUGAAAACGACCUCAAAAAAGUUUGCUUUAUCAAAGUGUACGUGAAAUUUCAGAACGAGCAUGCAAGUACCGAAAUUCGCGUUACGAGUAAGGGUGGAGGCGUGUAUGAACCCAAUACUGGUGUGACCUAUGGUAUCAGAGAGGAUAGGACAACGUCAAAUCCCAAUGAUCCAACAUCAGGUUUUGUCUGUGUUGAAUUUAAAUGCCCAGGUCCAAUUCUCGAGACCCAAACUAAUGGUACUAGACCCCAGCCUCCUUAUCCCGGAGCAAACGACAAUACCAGAAUUACUAUUGUCGCAAGAAGCAGUAUUUGUCACUAUGAUAGACGGUUUUCGUCCAGAACAACAGAGGGGAUAGACAAUGACUUACUGAAUGAUGUAAGCGACGUUGUCAGAGAUGGGAACACCAUUGAAUUCACUGUUCCCAACGGUAACUUCGGCAGGGACAAGGGCAUUUUUAUCCAGACAGGCAGCGGAGAUACCGGUUAUCGCAAGGCUUUAGAAUAUUGCCACAGUGGGUCUGACGCCGGUGGGUUUGGAAAGCCACUCGUUUAUGAAAACUUCCAUGCCAUCAGGUUUAAUUGUCCUGAUGUUUAUGAGGGUCCCACUCCUGAACCGCGGACCUUUUACCCUGACAGCAGCACACAGGAUAGCAGGGAAUGGACAGAGGAUAGCUGGACCUGGACACAGAAUAGCGAGACCAGUACACAGGCAACAGUCACACGGAAUAAGUCCUCGUGGUAUGACUACUAUGACUACCCCUGGACCCCUGAUUAUUAUCAAUAUGGAUGGUAACAACCCACCCUCGCGUCAGUAUAGAUUAGGUUUAUAGCAGCUAGCCGGUGCCGACACUUCUUAAGGUGCUUUAUAACAACAAGAUCUCUUCAGUGUCACAUAACGGAUGUUGUCUGGGACGUCUGACCGUUUCCAAAAUCAUAUCCAAUUAUUUGCUUUUAUUAGUGAUUGCUAUUUGCCGUGGAUUAUGGUGAUAUUUGGCAUGUGGGUAAGGGUUAGAAAACGAAGAUCAGUGUCGAUUUGGCCCCCCUGGUGUGCGUCCCUCGUACUGCAGCAAAAAUUCCGCGUUAAGUAUACUUGGUCCCGGACAUGCUACGCAGC
Messenger RNA from Branchiostoma floridae (Florida lancelet), 4050 nucleotides. Its product is annotated as cartilage intermediate layer protein 2-like. Bases 1 to 3729 code for a protein of 1242 amino acids. The transcript is spliced from 10 exons. The record is from RefSeq and is a predicted model, not a curated record. Lineage: Eukaryota; Metazoa; Chordata; Leptocardii; Amphioxiformes; Branchiostomatidae. Gene Ontology annotation, molecular function: calcium ion binding.